GUCUUCCGCAUUAGUGCCGAUCCGCCCGUGACGUCCGUGUAGUCAGUGGUAGGGCGGGUUUGUUGUAGUGGGCAGCUGUGGUAGAACUCUUCACACUGGUUACGGUUUGGGGGCAGGAGAGAGACCCCCUUCCUCAUGGCUAUGAACUACAAGGAGGAAGAUGGGCACCAGGGUCUGGGGCCCGGGCCGGCGGUGAAAAGUAAGAAGCCGGAUAACACUGCUUUCAAGCAGCAGCGGCUUCCGGCAUGGCAGCCGAUUCUCACUGCCGGGACCGUGCUGCCCGCCUUCUUCAUCAUCGGGAUCAUCUUCAUCCCUAUAGGAAUCGGCAUCUUCGUCACCUCCAAUAACAUCAGAGAGUACGAGAUUGACUACACUGGAAUAGAUCCAAAUAGCCCUUGUUACAAGUGCUUGAACAUCUCUUGGAACAACAACAGCACAUGUCUUUGUACUAUUAAUUUCACCCUGGAUAAUGCAUUUGAGGGCAACGUGUACAUGUAUUAUGGGCUGUCUAACUUCUAUCAGAACCAUCGGCGGUAUGUGAAGUCUAGAGAUGACAGUCAGCUGAAUGGAGACUCGAACUCUCUUACGAACCCCAGCAAGGAAUGUGACCCCUAUCGUGUGAAUCAGAACAAACCCAUCGCUCCCUGUGGGGCCAUUGCUAACAGUAUGUUCAAUGAUUCUUUUAGCUUAUAUCAGAUCAAAAAUGGAACCGAAAUAGAAAUUCCACUGGCCAAAAAAGGUCUUGCAUGGUGGACCGAUAAAAAUGUGAAGUUCAGAAAUCCAACAGGAAAUUUAUCUGAUGCACUUAAAGAUACCACAAAGCCAAUAAAUUGGCGGAAACCAGUCUAUGAGCUAGAUCCAAACGACCCAGAAAACAAUGGCUUUAUCAAUGAAGAUUUCAUCGUGUGGAUGCGCACUGCGGCACUGCCUACCUUCAGAAAGCUUUAUCGGUUGAUAGAGAAGGGUGAAUCAUCAUUUGCUGCCUUGGCGCCUGGAAAUUACUCUCUGCAUAUAGAAUACAAUUACCCUGUUCUCAGCUUUGAUGGAAGGAAGAGAAUGAUCCUCAGCACAAUCUCCUGGAUGGGGGGAAAGAAUCCGUUCUUGGGCAUUGCAUACAUCACUGUGGGCUCCAUCUGCUUUUUCCUGGGUGUUGUGCUGCUUAUUAUCCACCAUAAAUAUGGAAAUCGCAACAGCGGUGCUGAUAUUCCCAACUAAUCCUUUGCAUCAUGUCUUGCAUGUGCAUCUAGGCAAGUCUGCACUAGCCGCCUCCUCUAGUAUUUUGAUUCCUAUUUAUUUUAUGAAAUGGGGUUCUUUUAAACCAUGUCUUUUACUGUACCUGGGAAUAAAAUGCAAGGAAAAAGUUUUACCAACCAAAGUGUAUCUCGUGAAAAUGGAAGCUCAUUCCCUUGGUCACUCCUCAUUGUAACACAGAUGCAGGGCAAGUUUCCAAUGAGAUAUAUGCAUCAUUUCCUUUUAUAUAUUAAGUAUUUCUAAAUCUUAGUUUUUUUGGGCCCAGAAUUAUUACUUUGUUUAUAGCUUUGCUGGAUCCAUUUUUGGAAGCUGACAGAUCCCAUUCUCUUAUAGUAGGAUCUAUUAGGACUCCAGUAUUUUUGAGAGCCAGAAUAGCCCUGAAGGUUGCCCUCUUCUUGCUGUCAUAAAUCCAAGUACCCCAGAUGGAAAACACAAAAUGUUAAUGUGUGUAGACCAGGGAUGCCCAACCUGCUGUUGCAAAACUACAACUCCCAUCAUACCAAUACAGCCUACUGCAGGGCAUGGUGGGAGUUGUAGUUUUACGACAGCUGCGGCAUCCCUGGUAUAGACCAUACAAAGCGUAUAAGGUAAACUUCUCAAAUAACCUAAUGUGGCCAUGCUAACAGCAGCACUUCCCUGUUCAUUAGCAGAACAGCAAGUAUUAAUUGUACACGUUUAAUGAGCACAACAAUGUGAUUAUUGACCUGAUUUGGGGUCGUGCCGAUAUUUACACUGUACACAAAUGUCUCCAUUAUGGGCAAGCAGUUCUUAAAAGGUUACGUAAAAUCUUCUCAAACUUUCCUCUAAAAAGUGAAGUAAACUGUUUAUAGAGAGUCAACUGAAAUGAGCCACUACUCUUUUCUGUACAACUGUAUAUAAAACCUGUCUAUGUAUUUCUGAUGUAAUAAGAUGUCACCACUGCUAUCUGUAGAUGGGCGGCCCUGCAUUGUCUCCAUUUUUAUGCACAAUCUGUACAACCUUUAGAACUGAUCUCUGUGGAAAAAUCCUAUAGUUUGAUUCGACAUGUCUGGGUGGUUACCAGUUAGUAUUUUUAGCACAUGGAUUUUCCAUCUGGUUGAAGGGUGAUGGCCACCACUGGUGCUGCAGAUGAUCUAAGGGUUUUCUUCUGUAGUCCAUACAGGUACAUUUGGGUUGAGUUCUGGCUAGUUGUGAUGUUUUCUCACUUACAUCCGCCAUUAGGAUUCUGUCACAGAAGAAGUUAUCCAGCGAACUCUCCACUGGUGAACAAAUUCUUGAGGGUAGCAGUAGUCUUGAGGGUAACUGCCCAUCUACACUACUGUUUCUAUUUCCAUUGGUGAAUGUACUGUUAAGCAGUAUAAAAUAUAUGCAUCACAAUAACAAUCCUAAAAUAAUUUUCAAACUGUUGCAUCUGAAAAAAUUAUUUUUUUCAAUUUUAGGAGGCCAAUUUAAACUUUUAAAAUAUAUAUGGUAUGUGUUCAAAUUGUUUCAGCCAAAGGCAAAAGUGGAUCCAGCAAACAGGGAUUAUAAGCCCUUCCUUUAUAUUUCUGAUACCUUUUUUAAAUCCAUUUCUGUCCUUGGCUUAAAAAUAUACAGGAAAAUCUGCAUCCAAACCUCCUCCAAAAAACUCAUUUUGAACCUAGCCAUAAAGUGUCUUGUAGGAACCUGACUAAGGGCUCAUGAAUCUGGCCGUUGUGUGCACCAUCGUGAUCCGUCCGCACCGUUCCUCCGUUCUGCACAGCACCAUCCAGAUUGCGGACCCAUUCAAGUGAAUGGGUCCACAUCCGUGAUACGGUACACAAACUGCUGCAAUACGAGAACGGCCGUCUGCAUGAGCCCUUACAAGACUUUGAAAGCUGAUGGAAAUCUUGAUUAUGGCACUGAACAUGGAACAUUGAUGCUUAAGAAAAAACGUUAGACCCCUUUCAGACAAGCGAGUGUCACACUCUGGACUCGCAGCGCAGCACUCGUCCUGAACUUCGAGCACUGCUGAGGUUACAUAGCGUUAUAUAGAUUUAUGAUGCUAUGUAACCCUUAGAGGUCUGUAAUGUAUAGGAUAACACUGACAGAAUUAUGUCAACGUUAUCCAAUACAUUCCAGAACUGUAAGCGUUACAUAUCAUAAAUCAAUAUAAUGCUAUGCGACCCCGGUAGUGCUGGAAGGGGACGGGUGCUGUGCUGUGAGUCCGGAGCGUGACACUCGCUCUAAAAGGGGCCUUACGGGAAAAUGGCAACUAGAAAUUCUUAGCAAUUAAACCUAUGCAAGAUAAUCAACCCUCACCCCAACCACCUUUUUUGUGUCCUUUUCUUUGCUUGUGCUCAUGUUAAAGUGUACCUAAAUGUUAUCUUAUUUUUCAUAAUUCAGUAGUAUAGGUGAAAAUGGUGAACUUUGUAAUAUUUUCUUAGUUUCUGCACUUUCCUCCCUACAGAGUUCAUGGUUACCUUCCAUACUAUUGAAUGAUGACAAAUAAAUUAAAAGCUUAGGUAUGCAAAUUUUCUCAACAGCUUCCCCAUACACAUAUAUAUGCAGUAAGUAUAUUCUAUGGGGAGAGCGGAGAACAAAAGGAUCAGACAAAAAUAUUGUCUUCCCCCAACAUCAUCUGUCCAGAAAGAGAAGGGAACUCCCCACACACAUUAGCGUGUCAGCCGAACCUGCCAUUCUUGUAUGGCCAGCUUUAAAAAUGAAGUUACCGCUAAGAUUGGAUCUAGCACAUGUGUAAGAGGAAUGGCCGUACUUGCUUGAAAUAUGAUGCUCUCUUGCUGCUUGUUUAGUUGUAUGUUAUAUGCACAUGGUGAAGGGUAUAUUGUAGGUAGAUAAAUGAUGUGAAUAUUCAUUCUAAAAUCUGUUUUUGCGUAAGUUAUUUCUUCAUCCUUUUUAUCUUACAUUUUAGCAUAUGUGUAUAUUUGUUUGUAUGUUUUCACAAGAAGAAUUCUUGCACCAAAAAUAGCUAGAAAUGGUCUUCCAGCUCUUGAAAUUGUCUCGCUGGUAUAAUUUUGUUCUCUGUUUGGUUGUUGAAUGCAGUAGCGAAGUCUAUAUAUCCGGCAUAUUUUAUGAAUGUAUACAGUGUCUCUUUUCAAGGGUACAUGAUAAAACCUUUGGGAUAUCCUAAUGAUCUGUUAGAAGAUUUGGUAGGUGGAGCUACGAUUGCUGAGACCACCACCAAGCACCACUCCCGCUCUUCUAUGAUCAGCUAGUGAUCACAGCCAAAGGGCGGUAGUGCUUUUCCCCUCGUUUCAGCAAUCUGUGGAUCUCAGCACCUAGGCCUCCACAGAUGAAAACUUCUGAUGUCACUAUGAUAUGUCAAAAGUUUUAUGACAUGACCGGUGCCCUUUGAGAUAGUGUUGUUUGAUCUAAUACAGUGUUUCUCAAACCAGUCCAACACUCCUCUGGAUUCCUAUAUACGGUAGAAAACACAUGCUAAAUGAUUUCGUGAAAUUUAUUUAAUCAAACCACCCGUGCAAUAUUAGGGGUAUGUUCACACACCGCUUUUCAUCUGCAAGUAAACUAUUGAAAAUAUGCAUGAGUUUCUGUUGUGAUUUUCAAAACCACAAACACAUGAAAAACUAAAAAAAGAAAAAAAAGAAAAAAAAAGAAAAAUAUAUAUAUAUAUAUAUAUAUAUAUAUAUAUUUUUUUUUAACCGCACCUCAACUGCUUUGUAUAAACAUAACCCUAAGGAAUUUCUCAAGUCAAGAACUAGAUUGGGAACCAUUAAAGUAUAGCCUUACCCACAAUAACCAAUAAGGUGGCAGCUUACAUUUUUCGGAGGCUUGUUUUUAAAUUAAAGGUAUACCCUGGUUGGUUGCUUAACAGCAAAAAAUUAAAUAAAAAAUCUGUCCCAUAGGCUUUAUAUACUCACAAGCCAGCCGUAGUAAUGGGGCUCUGAAGCUAUUGAGCUGUCCUAGUUCCUUCUACUCUUUGGAGGAAUACUUGAAUAGGAGAUAUGCAAGGCAUCUACAUCUUUAUACAUUGAUGCAGCAGAUGGCUAUCAUCUGGACCCUCGAUUGGCGGCGAUCUGUCCUGGCCCCCAUGAACACACACGUCCUCUGUGGGGAGAGGGAGACAGUUCUCUGCAUGAGAGACUACUCACAUGAAGGCAUUGAACCUGUGUGAAUAGAGCCUGACAGUUUUGUCAGCAGCUUGUCUCCCAGAAAAAAUAAUCGGCAGGUUCAAAUCUAACAUGGCCAAUGCACAACCAUGCUGCUCUCCCUCAUACACAUUUAAAUAUUGUCAAGGCUUAAAGGGGUUUUCUGAGGUAAGGAGGAGUAAUGCGGUAAAGUGAUGAAAGAUCAUUUCCACACCUGAUGAAGCCCCUUCCGUUCAAGCACUGGCAGUCUUUGUUCAGGCUAGUUUCAGGCCCUCACGGCAUGAUGAUUGAUAAUGCUGUGUCUCUACCUGACCGGCUGUAAUGAAUUGUACUGGCGGCCUCAUGUCAGUACAGUUACAGAUGAUGUCGGGCAACGACACGCAGCAUUAUAAUGCUGUUAAGUCCCAUUACAAGAGCAUAGUCCAGGACAGGAAAUCACGUUUUCCUGCAGAAAACUUACUUGUCUGAAGGUCUGGCCGUUCUGUGCAUUGGGGACCACAAUUUGCGGUCCCCAUUGCACAGCAACAUCCAUGCGGCGGCCGCAGACAGAUCCAGACCCAUUCAACUUGAAGUCUGUGAUCUGUCCACACCGCAAAAAAGUAGUGCAUGCACUACUCUUUUUGUGGUGCGGAGGCACAGACAGAAAACCCACAGAAGUACUCCGUGGGCUUCCGUUCCGCAUCUCCCGGAUUGCGGACCCAUUGAAGCGAAUGGGUCCGUGAUGCAGAAUGCACACGGCUGGUGCCAGUGUAUUGCGGGCCGCAGUACAACCAUGGGCAGCACACGGUUGUGUGCAUGAGCCCUUACUGUGAUGAUGUGCCCUUGUACCCACAUGACCAGUACAGCCAAUCUCUGGUCUCAUUGGUCUUGCGCUAUGUACUCAGCUUAGGUCAUUAAUCGGCUGCAGCCAAAUUCUAGCUUGUAAACCAGACUGCUGCCAAAAUAAAAUGCAGUUGUAUAAAAUUAGAGUAAUAGGCUCUAUAGGCAGAACAAUAUAAUAGGACCGUCAGCUGGAAAUAUUUUGAGGAGCAGCUGAGCAUGGGCUUCAUGCUUACCCGUAGUGUCCUACUAGUAAAGCGCCAGUAAAUCUUCCCUGGUUGCAAGAUGGGGUGUGGAAAAGCUACUGCCACUGGAACCACUGUACUGUUUUCCUAGUUCUGUCAUUUUACAUUGUUUUCUUCAGUUAAUACACCAUCUUCUAGAAUGUAGACCUGGUAUUUGUGUCAUUAAUGGAAAACUUUAUGGACGGAAAUAAAAUUGUAACAUUCAUUUUGAAA
Molecule: messenger RNA, 6592 nt
Organism: Bufo gargarizans (Asiatic toad)
Lineage: Eukaryota; Metazoa; Chordata; Amphibia; Anura; Bufonidae
Gene: CDC50A
Product: transmembrane protein 30A
Exons: 7
Coding region: 136-1215 (359 amino acids)
Biological process (GO): phospholipid translocation
Cellular component (GO): Golgi apparatus; plasma membrane; endoplasmic reticulum
Source: RefSeq, a predicted model, not a curated record